UCCAACUCCAUCAUAGUCGCAUCACACGUGUUAGUCUCGGCAAUGUUACAUUAUUUUCUGAUAAAAAAAUGAUUGAACAAGGAAAAACUGAUGUGAUCACAAACACAGCUGAUUUGGAAUUUGCAACUUCGGAGAAGCAACAGGCUCGUGCAUUUCUGCGGGAACGUUUUUUGCGUGUUGUUACCGGCAUUGUCGGCAAACGAGCAGAAUUUCAUUUAUAUGAAAAUACACACGUGUUGGGUGAAUUCAGAGGUUGUGAUGUGGAAUGUUCUGAGAUUUUUGUGAGGAAUUUGGAGACACCAAUUGGGAAAAUACCAGAUGCCGUUCUUCGAAGCAAUGACAUUAUCUACUUAGACAUUGGCGACAUUAGUACUGAACAAUAAAGAAAUAAAUGCCUGAGGAACAGAUGAAUUUACAUGAUAAAAUACCAACACUCGCAAAAUACCUUAUACUGUACAAAAAAAGUUAUUUAUUACACUUUUGGAUACUCAAAA
Messenger RNA from Linepithema humile (Argentine ant), 494 nucleotides. Its product is annotated as gem-associated protein 7-like. The record is from RefSeq and is a predicted model, not a curated record. Gene Ontology annotation, cellular component: SMN-Sm protein complex. NCBI's taxonomy places the organism in Eukaryota, Metazoa, Arthropoda, Insecta, Hymenoptera, Formicidae. Gene Ontology annotation, biological process: spliceosomal snRNP assembly.